UUGACGAGAUGGAAAUGAGAGCACAAACCGUUUGUGCGAACCUUUUGCCACCGAAAUCGAAACAAAGGAGAACCGUUUCAAGAACUGCUAAAAUGGAAGAACUGAUGUUGGCCACGGAUUUACUUGAACCUACUGCAGAGGAAGGUGAAAAUGAAGCUGCUACAGAGAAUCCAAAUCAAGAGAUUAGUGAGUUGUCAGAUGUGGAUCUGGCAAUGGAGCAUCAGGCUGAGCCCGAGCAGCAGCAGCAGGAGAAGGAACAAGAACAGGGGGAGACGGAGGUGACAGAACCUGGGGAGGUGACAGAACCUGGGGAGGUGACAGAACCUGGGGAGGAGACAGCUCCACAACAACCAGAGAUACCGGUAGCUCCAGAUGAAGAGAGCCAGGAGUCCGUGAUGGAAGAGGCGGAUGGACAGACGUCACAAGCUGUAGAUGAGACUGAGGCGAUGGAGCAGGACCAAGAUACAACUGAUUCUCAGCAAGAACCGCACUCUCAAGACCACAUUGAGGAAGAAGACCUGGUAGCAGUGCCGGAGGAGGCUGCCCAAGAUGAGCCUACGGCAGCUGCUACAGAAGACCCACCCCCUGUCCCUGAGCAGCCUGUUGUUGAGGCAGCCAUCCCUACCGACCCUCCCAAGGAUACAAUGCUACACACCCCGUCUCUCAUUGACGACUAUGUUUCUGAGUUUGACUCCUCUGCUCCUGUCAAGAAAGAAGAGCCCAGCUCUGUUGAGCCCCCUCCACCAACAGCUGUUGCUACACCGACUGCUACGCCUCACACUCCCAGCCUGCCUACACCCAUUGAACAAGCAAACAAGCCUGUGGACGAGCUCAAGACCUUGAAAACCGAGGUUGGUGAAGCGGAUGCACUGGUAACCCUAGCGUCUGCAGCCUUGGGUUGUGACCAGGCGACCAAUGGUAUCAAGCAAGUUGAGGAUGUUCCACUGAAACGAGAACCAGUGUGGUGUGAUGUGGGAAUCAUCAAAGGUACUUCAUUUUUGGUGAAGAGCUUCUACGACCCCUCGACAUUCGAGGAUCCAGAUCAUCCUGACAUUACUGUAGACAAUCUGCCAGACUACACAGGAGCUCUCAAACUGGACCUGGAGCCUGGGACAGCUUACAAGUUCAGGGCAGCCGCCAUCAACACCUGUGGCAGAGGCCCUUGGAGUGAGGUAUCUGCAUUCAAGACCUGUCUGCCUGGGUUCCCAGGAGCCCCAUCUGCCAUCAAGAUAUCCAAGUCUGCUGAAGGAGCUCACUUGUCUUGGGAACCACCUUCCUCCUCUUCUGGCAAGAUUAUUGAAUACUCUGUCUGUCUGGCUGUGAGACAAGCCACCACCAACCAACAGGGUGACACUAAAACAGUAAACAGUACACCAACACAGCUUGCGUUUGUGCGAGUGUACUGUGGGGCACAGAACCAGGCUGUGGUACAGAACACGUCUCUAGCUGCUGCUCACAUUGACAUGACUACCAAACCCGCUAUCAUCUUCAGGAUUGCAGCCAAGAAUGAGAAGGGUUAUGGACCUGCCACUCAAGUCAGAUGGCUCCAAGAUGUGCCUCCAGCUGGUGGUCCAACAAAGCCAGGUCCUAAACGUGACGUUAAUCUUGGCAACUCUCCUCAGAAAAGGUUCAAAACAGGAAGUUAACCAUGCCAAUCUUAAAAAUGUCAUAAUAAAAGUAAAAUAUUUAUUGAAGUAAGUCAAGAGUAAGCUCUUUUUAUUUGGUUUAUAUUUCCAGAGAAAAAUUUUAGAGUUGUGCUGUGUAAAUUGGGUUUAGGAACUUUAAUAAUUGGUGACCUACUGAAGAUUACAAUUUCGCAGCAAAAUACGUCAGCAGUACAAUAAAACUUUGAUUAUGCAGGAUAAUGAACACGGGAAUAACCAAGAAUAACUGGAAACAAGGGUUCAAGUUACUUGGCCAACUUGAAAAUUACUCAAAGCGAUUUAAUGUAAAUAUUACAAAGAUAAUUAAUACAAAGAAAGAAAUCAUGCUACAUGUUUAUUGUGUAAAACAGCUUUCAAAAGAUGAGUGAUUUGAAACAACAUCAUCCAUUCAAAUUUACUUGAUAAACUUUAACUUUAAAUAUUCUAUUAGCCAUUGUUCAACAUUGUGUUAUUGCCAUAGAAGAACACUUAACGCUUGUAAGUUAGUCAUUCUGUUGUCAUUUUACUCUCACCCUUCUUUCUUUCUUCCCACCUGCAAGUGGUUGUGUUUGGUCAAUAAAAAAAACCUAAUUUUUUAUCUAGUUGUUAAAAUCAAGCAUCAAAAGCAAUGAAUGUUUUCAUACACUCUUUUGAGUGUGAAUUUUUUACCAUGAUUGACCUUUUCUGAAUAUUCCAGGUUUUACUGUACUGUACUCUCAUAACAAUAACCUUGAUUUUAAAAAUCACUAUAUUUAAUAAGUUUCAUAUCUGAGUAAAAAAAUUUUUAUUUUUUUAUACCAACGGCUUGUUUAAUGUUUUAUUUUUCUUUCUUUUAUUUAUUUACAAAAUGUACUUUUUAAUAAAACAAA
Molecule: messenger RNA, 2512 nt
Organism: Macrosteles quadrilineatus (aster leafhopper)
Lineage: Eukaryota; Metazoa; Arthropoda; Insecta; Hemiptera; Cicadellidae
Product: host cell factor 1-like
Exons: 11
Coding region: 9-1646 (545 amino acids)
Biological process (GO): chromatin remodeling; regulation of DNA-templated transcription
Cellular component (GO): histone methyltransferase complex
Molecular function (GO): protein binding; transcription coactivator activity
Source: RefSeq, a predicted model, not a curated record